GCUGGGUUGGUGACGUGUUAUAAUUCAAAACAGACAACUCUGGCUAGGGCAAACACCGAAUCCGUUACAACACUACUUUCACGCGCGACCAUGCCAGGAAAGAAUCAUACCGAAUUGCAACAACGUGUGCCUGUCUACCACGAUCCCUGGGCCAGACGUGAGGCAUGGCGCAAGCACCCAAUCUUCUCCAAGGGCUCCAACUUUAGAACCAUGUUCCCAGGUCUCGGCAUUGCUACCGUCGCAUUUAUUGCUUACUGUGGUGUUGAAGAAUUCUUCCUCAAGGACAAGAAGCAUCAUUAAAAGAUCAGAAUGACCUCGGACAAAACGGCACGUACAACAAAGUAGCGCACAUGUACACAUGACGACAACGAUAACAAUACUUCUACAACAACCUCUAUGGUCGAAACGAAAAACAAUAGAGCAUUUACAAACAUUCACAACCGAUUCUCGUACCCGGCAGCCAUAAUAAAAAAAUUAUAUCUAAAAAAAGCCUUCACAUGAGUUAUAUUCAAAGUUGCACAAGUGUCUAUCGAAAUCCGGGAUGCAAAAAAUGGCUACUUUGGUUGUUGAGAUGCUUUUGAUAAUUUG
This is a messenger RNA of Zychaea mexicana, 588 nucleotides long. RefSeq names its product NADH-ubiquinone oxidoreductase B12 subunit family-domain-containing protein. Lineage: Eukaryota; Fungi; Mucoromycota; Mucoromycetes; Mucorales; Lichtheimiaceae. The record is from RefSeq and is a predicted model, not a curated record. Bases 91 to 300 code for a protein of 69 amino acids. Gene Ontology annotation, cellular component: mitochondrion. The transcript has a single exon. Gene Ontology annotation, biological process: mitochondrial respiratory chain complex I assembly; electron transport chain.